CUGACGCGCGUCUGACUGACUGUCGCUCAGUUUGAAUUCUUGAUCUUCUGCUGCGGACUGAACUCAAACACUCUCACAUUCACUGAUAUAUUUCACCAGCCGUUAAAUAUUACAAACAGAGACUAACAGCAGGUGAAACUUCGUAAUAUCUCAGCGGCGGGAGUUGGAGGAAUAACGCACGGCGGAAUCUCGGAGCUUUAGUUCAGGAAUAUCAUAUUUCAGCUCUAUCUGUCUGGAACCGAUGCGGGAGAUUUGACUGUUUCUGGAACUAAAGACGCUUUACAAACGCCGCGGACAUGGGGGAGCAGCCGAUCUUCACGACUCGAGCUCAUGUGUUCCAAAUUGAUCCAAGCACUAAGAAGAACUGGGUUCCUGCCAGUAAACAGGCCGUUACGGUGUCAUACUUCUAUGACAGCUCACGUAACAGUUACCGCAUCAUCAGUGUGGAUGGGUCCAAGGUCAUUAUCAACAGCACUAUUACUCCCAACAUGAACUUCACUAAAACGUCACAGAAGUUCGGUCAGUGGGCCGACAGUCGAGCAAACACUGUGUUUGGCCUUGGCUUCGUCUCUGAACAACAGCUGUCCAAGUUUGCCGAGAAAUUUCAGGAGGUGAAAGAAGCAGCGAAACUGGCCAGAGAGAAAUCACAGGAGAACAUGGAGACGUCCAGUGAACAUUCACAGGAAUCUGGCCAUGAAACUCCAUCAGCCAAUCAGGCAUCCAGCAUCAACGGAACGGACGAUGAGAAAAUUUCACAUGGCCCAGAGAACGAGGCGUUAAAGAGUGAAAACGACCGGCUCAAAUCUGUCAUAGAGCAGAGUAAGAAGCGGGAGACGGAGCUGCAGGCGCUGAAGGAGAGUAAUGCGCGGCUGGCUGACGCGCUGCAGGAAGCAAACAGCAACGCUGAAAGCUGGAAGAGUGAAGUGACAAAAUGUCAAGAGGAGAAUAAUCAACUGAGGAACAAGAUCUCAGAGUUGGAGCUGCAGUGUAAGGAAGUGAAUGUGGAGAGAGAGAGAAACGCUCAACUGACCAUCAGAAUUCAAGAGCUGGAGGCUGAUUUACAAGAUAAACAACAGGAGCUUGAGAAUCUUCGCAAACAAGCAGAAAUCAUCCCACAGCUGAUGGCAGAAUGUGAAAGUAUCAACACUAAACUACAGGCAGCAGAACUGACCAACAGAGAUCUGAAUGAGCAGAUGAAGCAGCUACAUGGUGAAAUAAACAACAGCGAGCAAAAACAGAAGAACAUGAAGACUGAACUCAAGAAGUUUAUGGAUGUUCUUGACGGAAAGAUCGAUGAGCUACAUGAAGUACGGCAGGGGAUUUCGAAACUAGGCAUCGACAACUGAACACAAACACCAUAUAACAUGCACACACACAUGCCCUCUUCUCUCUGUAACUGGGGGUUUCUCGUGUGCGUGAUCUGCUGGUUAAAGGGCUACUGAUGGUCAAUGCUUGCACUGAGAGUAGAGAGUUUUACACACACACACACGGACGGAAGGGUUCAUUUUGCCGCUGCAGAUCUCAGGGCUUCAUGCAGUUUGGAGUAGUUUGAUAUGCACACUCACGCAAGAACUGUAGAAUCACAAAGUGCCUGAAGGUGGUGCUCUCACUGGAGCUCAAUGAGUCCUCAAUAAUCAGUCACAGUGGAGGAGCUGAUACGUCGAUCUGUUUAACGUGAAACUGAACUGCGACUGGGCACUGAAACAUUAAUGCAAUACGCAUUUGCAGGACGCAAAUCUCUCGUUCCGCUGACUUUUGUUUUUUGAAGAGAAUUUUCAUUGUUGCUUAAAUUAUAUUUCUAAUUCUGAUCAAUGAAAAUUUGAGCCAAAUCUCUGCUGCAAAUAUCUGCUUUGAUGAGGGAAUUUUGCUUGUAUGGUGCAGAUUUACUCAUUUUAUUCUGCUGUGUAGAUGAUGUGCUCCCCUCCCACUGUUCCUGUAUGUGUGUGUAAGAUUUCUGUUGAGUGUGUGUGUUGUCAGUUGGGUGAUGGGAUAAUUUAUAUGUGGCUUUUUUUUUUUUAGAAUAAUCUCUGCCUUUGAGUCAGAAGAGGAGUGCAUGAGCUUCCAAACACUUCCUCUCAAUUCUCUCCAGGUUUUUUGUCUUAUUUGAAAGUCGUGGCUGGUGUAUUAUAGAUGUUUAACACAGGUGAAUGCGCAUUUCUGUUAACACCUCUGUAGAUGCACUCACACACUCACUCCUGGGGUCUAACUGAACUUUUAAGACACUUGACACUUUUUUCCCCCUUCCUGUUUUGUUGAUCAAAAUUGUAAAAUGAAUAAUCGUUGAAAUAUAGUUUGUGAAGGAAACCUUUGUGCUGUUUUCUAUCGAGUUGAUGUUUCUGCCUGUGUAGUGUGCAGCGGUGGGCGUCUCUCUCGCCCUCUGAUUGGUGAGAGGAUGUGUUGCCUUAGCAACCUGCAUCCCACACACUGCUGCUAUUGAUUGUGAGUAUGGUGAUCCAGAUGUGAAUAUUGUGUUUGCUGCAUUUGUGUCGAGUUGUUUUAUCAUCAGUGAAUUGUCAUGGUGUCACUAACUGUGACAGGUUACCAUAGCAACAUGAAUGCUGGGUUCUGUAAAGCACAGGAUCUUUGUUGCAUCUUUGGUUCCGCCUUUAUAAUUCACACUCGGUGUGAUUCUCAUGGACUGGUGAAAGCAAGAGCAGCACAAACCAGCACAAGAACUCAAACAAUUGAAAUCUCAGGAAACCAUUUCCUUAUAUUCCUGUUGCUUGUUCUGCUUCCACCCCAUACAUACACAAACAUUAAAAAGGU
Molecule: messenger RNA, 2766 nt
Organism: Myxocyprinus asiaticus (Chinese sucker)
Lineage: Eukaryota; Metazoa; Chordata; Actinopteri; Cypriniformes; Catostomidae
Product: homer protein homolog 2-like
Exons: 9
Coding region: 297-1346 (349 amino acids)
Biological process (GO): regulation of store-operated calcium entry; G protein-coupled glutamate receptor signaling pathway
Cellular component (GO): postsynaptic density; plasma membrane; cytoplasm
Molecular function (GO): G protein-coupled glutamate receptor binding
Source: RefSeq, a predicted model, not a curated record